Molecule: messenger RNA, 1203 nt
Organism: Caenorhabditis remanei
Lineage: Eukaryota; Metazoa; Nematoda; Chromadorea; Rhabditida; Rhabditidae
Exons: 11
Coding region: 1-1203 (400 amino acids)
Biological process (GO): nervous system process; regulation of membrane potential; chemical synaptic transmission
Cellular component (GO): neuron projection; synapse; membrane
Molecular function (GO): neurotransmitter receptor activity; extracellular ligand-gated monoatomic ion channel activity; transmembrane signaling receptor activity
Source: RefSeq, a predicted model, not a curated record
AUGAAUAUGUUGAAAUAUUAUUGGCUUCUGGUGCUUACAUGUUGUUUGAUGUGCACAUUGGUAAAGUCACAGGAGAUGACUAAAGCGGAGAUGGCGACCUAUGACAAGUUCCUAGCGGAUCAGAAACGUCUAUGGGAUGAUCUGUUCAAAGGAUAUGAUCCAACUAUCAGUGCAAUCUACACAUUGCACAAGUCCCAAUGGAUCAAUCAAAACAAAACUAUCCAUCCUCCAAUAACCGAGUUAAAGUUGACAAUGGCUAUGCUGAAAUUAGUCGAUGUCGUUGAAGUGGAAGAGAAAAUCACAUUUCUCUUCGAUUACAUUGCAGAGUACACGGAUUACAGACUGAAAUGGAAUCCAUUAGAAUACGGAGGGAUCAGUCAUAUUUAUGUACCACAGAGAGCUAUUUGGUUGCCCGAGAUUACGAUUGCUGAUGCUCAUGAAGUCAAAUUCUUCGAGUCAGACGAUGCACCGAGGACCGCAUGGAUCAAUUACAACGGAACUGCAGGUUUCUAUACAUCUACCGUAUCAUCUGUCAUUUGUCAACUUGAUGUUUUCAAAUUUCCAAUGGACCAACACGAGUGUGGAGUUAGUGUGUUAUUUCACACCUAUUUUGCAGAUGAAUAUGAGAUAAAAGGGGUUAUGGAACCGCUAGCGAAGCCAUUGUCACAGCUGGGAAAUGGUGAAUGGAAAGUGACUUAUAUUGGUGUAGCUGAAGAAGAUAUCUCGGAUAGUGAAAACAUUGGAUCAACUCAAAAAUUUAUUGCAAGAUUCCAGAGGAAUCCAGGAUUCUAUGUGGCCUUGGUGAUGAUACCCGCGUUUUUCAUAAACUUUUUAUCAAUCAUUGCACUGUUCAUCAAUAUCGAAAAUGUUGGAGAGAAGCUUACUGUGGGUCUUACUAAUAUUAUGGCAAUGACCUUCAUUCUAGUCAUCCUUGCAGCAGAUCUCCCAAAAACUGCAAGAAUCCCACUUCUAGCGAUUUAUGUAAUCGUCGGAUUGAUAAUUGUUAUGGCUUCUAUUGCAGUUGUCUUAAUUCUACCAUUUGUUAGGAAGUAUCAGAAGAAGAAUAAGAAUAUUCAAGAAGAACAGAAAUUGGAUAAGAACUCUUGGCUUGGAAAGUUUUGGAAGUGGAUUCGGAUUGAGUAUCUAUUGAUGUUCAUCUUCCAAGUGGCUAAUUUCGUUAAUUUUAUCAUUCUUUUUAUGUAG